This is a messenger RNA of Seriola dumerili (greater amberjack), 2636 nucleotides long. It is a transcript of the gene cdv3, whose product is annotated as CDV3 homolog. Gene Ontology annotation, cellular component: cytoplasm. The record is from RefSeq and is a predicted model, not a curated record. Bases 226 to 912 code for a protein of 228 amino acids. NCBI's taxonomy places the organism in Eukaryota, Metazoa, Chordata, Actinopteri, Carangiformes, Carangidae. The transcript has 5 exons.
AUUUGUCAAAUAGCCCGUGCAUGGCAUGGUUGACAGGAUAGCUAACGAUUCGGUUAGGGAACCAGGGUGGACACUUUUAUCAGCCUGAAAAAGAAGUUAAACUGCCAGAAUAAGGAGUAACUCCGUGUCUUCUUCCCGUUUGACCAGCUGUCCUCACCCUGCGAGAGUGCAUUUUCACAUUUGUCAUUGCUCGGUUAGCUAACUACUUAACAUUACUCUUUGAAAAUGGCGGAUGUACCACCGGAGAAGAGCCUGGACGAUUUCUUUGCCAAGCGGGAUAAAAAGAAGAAGAAAGAGAAAGGAAAGGGCAAGGAGUCCGCCGCCACCGCCACGUCGGCUGUGAUGAAAAAGACCAAGAAGGAGAAGGAAAAAUCGGCGAAAAACGAGAAUCAAGACGCACAGAUUGAGAAGGAGGACGAGGAGUGGAAAGAGUUUGAGCAGAAAGAAGUGGACUACAGCGGGCUGCGGCUCCAAGCUUUACAAAUAAGUGAUGAGAAAGAGGAAGAGGAGUAUGAGAAAGAGGAGGUUGGUGAGGAUGGAGAGAUCAUUCUGGUCAGUGGGGACAAAGUGUCAGGACCCUGGAACAAAUCUGGAGCUGCUCCCCCUCCUCCUCCACCUGUGGAGGAUGAAGAGGUGCCUGAGGCGAAGCCUGCUGGCGUAUAUCGCCCUCCAGGGGCUCGGCUGACCACUAACAGACGAAGCCACACCCAGGGACCUCCAGAGAUCUUCAGCGACGCACAGUUCCCUUCUCUACUGGCCACUGCCAAGCAUGUGGAGACACGCAAGGACAGAGAAAUGGAGAAGACCUUUGAAGUUGUGAAACACAGGAACCGUGGUAGAGAGGAGACUGGUGGCGCUUCUAUGCAGCACUUGCAACUUGACAACCAGUACGCCAUCCUUGGGGAUAAGUAGAGCCGCUCCCCUCCGUCCCCUGGCCCCUCCAGCACGGUCAUGCCCAGCCCCUUGAAGGAAGCUGAACUCCAGCUGUGUGGACUGCAGUCCUGACAGAGCUCACGCUGCCACCAUCACCACACUGGUUACUCACACAAACACACAGCCCUGUAUACACACACAACACACAUACACACACACAUACACACACACACACACACACACACAUAUAUAUAUAUAUAUGCAUUCAUACACAGUAGUACCACUGCAGCACAUGCACAUACAGUCACACUCCCUUAAAAUAGAUCACUAAUACACUUCACAUACAUUUGGUUGGCAAACCUGAGGGACUGCAUCUGAAGGGGCUGUUGAAAGAUGGAAUAAUUGAAAAGGAAUUAGAAAAAUACACCCAAACGUACAACACUGCAGCAGCAACAAAAGAUGACGUAGUUGUCCUUUGUGGAUUGUACUCAGAGCAGCAGUUGUAUGGCGCAACUUCUCUCUGGACUUCAACUUGCUUCGAUAAAGCCACAGAGGAUCGAAGAAGACUUUAGGCAAGAUGAUUUUACAAACUUCUGUGAAAAUAUCUAUUUUUUUGCAAGAUCGCUAUAACCCAAUCGCACACGGUUAUUUUCGGGUGUGUUUUUGAGUUGCGGUUGGGGCUUCGGGAGUGGGGAAACUACCUCAGCGGCAUAGCUGGUGGUGACCAUGUGGACUGAGCUUUUUUCCGCUGUGGUGGUGAACGGGGCAAACACCAACCCCCCCACAUACAAGCUGGCCAUCAGGCUCUUUGAUUUAAAAACUUGAAGCUUUGUUUUUUUCCUUCAUGAUGAUGAUGAUGAUGAUGAUGACACUCUGCAAAGAUCUAUGGACAAGAAGUAAUAGGUUGUGGUCCUCAUUUAGAAUUUCUAUAUUAAGUGGCCUUACUGAUAGAGAGAAACUGCUUUGUCAUCUAAAGAGAACUUUGCUUGUUGUCUCACGGGCUGUUGCCUGCCUCUGGAUCUCACCACUUUGUGAAAAAAACAUACAAAAGGAAAAAAAUCCCUCUGUUCAAGAAUGUAGUGCUGUUGUAGUUUGCCUGAUGAUUACAACUACUAACUGUCUUUCAUAUCCAAUGUUUGACUUUGCUGCCCUCACUUUAUUUUGGUAUCUUUAGACAUCAGCAAAAGAGUAAUUAAAGCUUGUUCCUAAUCCGAAACCAUUCUUUUGGUAACAAAUGCUUUACUGUGGUUUGAAAGAAGUUGUCACACAUGUUACAAUGCCGACAGAAAACCACUUUUAAAGCGUAUUUGUUGAGGUUGUUUGCCCAGAUUGUCGUAAAGUGGUACAUUUCACCUCCAGUUUUAAGACCGACCUUUUUUAACAAGGCUUUUCCUCCUUGAGUAUCAUACUGUCUCAGCCCUCAUUGCAGCCUUUUAGAACAGGUAGUUUGUGCAUAACUUAAUUUCCAGAGAGUUACAGCAACUGCUGGUCUGUAAAUACAAACUGUCACCAAACCAACAGAGUACUAUCCACUUUUAAAACAGUGGUACGCCCAGUUAAAAUCAAAUGGGUUUUUACUACAAGCAUAGUUAUGUUUAGAAAGGUGAAGAAGAACUGGAUUUAUGUUCUAUGUAUCUGUCCUUUCCAUAAAAGAUGUCAGGGAGUGUUGAUCCCUGCUGGGACACUGUGGGUGGACAUAGAUAAUAUUUGUGAUGAAAAGAGAAGAGCCUAACACAAAAAAUAAAGUGAUCCUUGUGAAUUAA